This is a messenger RNA of Cucumis sativus (cucumber), 2074 nucleotides long. Its product is annotated as pentatricopeptide repeat-containing protein At3g26630, chloroplastic. Gene Ontology annotation, biological process: RNA modification. Bases 397 to 1674 code for a protein of 425 amino acids. NCBI's taxonomy places the organism in Eukaryota, Viridiplantae, Streptophyta, Magnoliopsida, Cucurbitales, Cucurbitaceae. The transcript has a single exon. The record is from RefSeq and is a predicted model, not a curated record. Gene Ontology annotation, molecular function: protein binding; RNA binding.
ACAAAUUAAGGUUCAUACAUUGAGAGUGAUUCAUUGGGAAGGGAAAGGCUAGAAGAAUUUAGCCCACACAAAUGGGUGUAUAUCUCUAUGAUCUUCAACUCCAAAACCAGAACGCUGUUUCCCACUUCAAUCGGAACUGGAACUCUCAUCCUUCUCAAUCCCCUAAUAAUCCUGAACUGAAUCCUUCUCUCACAUUCAAUUCCCCUUGGAUUCUCAUUUUCAAUCGAAGUCCGGUUCAGAUAUCUCCAAAUGCAGCAAUUGCACAGCUGCUUCUUCUGUCUCUCAAGUUUGAGGUUUGGGAAUAAUCUUUUAUUUCUUCUCUCCAUAUCUCCCAAUUUCUUGAUUGCUUCCUCCUUGCACACUUCGUAAGCUGAACAUUCUUGAAUUUGUUGUAUAAUGGUUCCAUGUCUCUCAUAUACCCAUGACGUUUUUCCGAGCAAGAAUAUUCCCCUGACCCCAAGAGGGAACAUACGAGCGAAGAAGGCUCUCUUCUUACUUCAAAACUGCAAGAAUUUCAAACACCUCAGGCAAAUCCAUGCCAAAAUCAUUCGUAGUGGCCUUUCUAACGAUCAAUUACUUACUAGGAAACUGAUUCAUCUCUACUCUACUCAUGGAAGAAUAGCGUAUGCGAUUCUUCUAUUCUAUCAAAUCCAAAACCCUUGUACGUUUACUUGGAAUCUGAUAAUCAGGGCCAACACUAUCAAUGGUCUCUCUGAACAAGCUCUCAUGUUGUAUAAGAACAUGGUAUGCCAAGGAAUUGCAGCCGAUAAGUUUACAUUUCCAUUUGUCAUCAAAGCUUGUACAAAUUUCUUAUCCAUUGACCUAGGAAAAGUAGUUCAUGGGUCUUUAAUCAAAUACGGGUUUUCAGGGGACGUAUUUGUGCAGAACAAUCUGAUAGAUUUUUACUUUAAGUGUGGACAUACACGUUUUGCUUUGAAGGUGUUUGAGAAAAUGCGUGUUCGCAAUGUGGUUUCAUGGACAACCGUGAUAUCUGGGCUGAUCUCUUGUGGUGAUUUACAGGAAGCAAGAAGGAUAUUUGAUGAGAUUCCAUCUAAAAAUGUUGUUUCAUGGACAGCAAUGAUAAAUGGGUAUAUUAGAAAUCAACAACCUGAAGAAGCUCUUGAACUGUUUAAGAGAAUGCAGGCUGAGAAUAUUUUCCCAAAUGAGUAUACAAUGGUGAGCUUGAUCAAAGCAUGUACUGAAAUGGGAAUCUUAACUCUUGGUCGAGGGAUUCACGACUAUGCCAUCAAGAACUGUAUCGAAAUUGGUGUUUAUCUUGGGACGGCUCUGAUUGACAUGUACAGCAAAUGUGGUAGUAUAAAGGAUGCAAUAGAAGUUUUUGAGACGAUGCCUAGAAAAAGUUUGCCGACAUGGAACUCAAUGAUCACUAGCUUAGGAGUACAUGGGUUGGGGCAGGAAGCUCUCAAUCUUUUCAGUGAGAUGGAAAGGGUAAAUGUGAAGCCAGAUGCAAUCACUUUCAUAGGCGUUUUAUGCGCUUGUGUACAUAUAAAGAAUGUAAAGGAAGGAUGUGCUUACUUCACUCGAAUGACACAGCAUUAUGGUAUUGCACCAAUUCCUGAGCAUUAUGAGUGCAUGACUGAGCUAUAUGCUCGUUCUAAUAACUUGGAUGAAGCCUUCAAAUCAACAAAAGCAAUAUCGAUAGAGCCUGAUUAGGCUUCCUUGGCGUUUCUGUUGAAUAAUGAGUAAAGAAAUAUGCAAAUGCAGGAAGUGGGAAGUUUGGCCAACAGCCCUUCUAUUUGUUUUGAUGCCAGAGCCAAGCAGGUGCGGUAUUUUCUGUUGAAUAAGUGAGCUUACUACUUGCUUUUCAUACUCUUGCAUAGUAUACGACAAACAUUAAUUGUUAUUGAUUCUCAUUGCAAUAGAUCAUAUACCCUGUUGAUUUCAAUGAAUUUGAAAUUGUUGAUAGCAAAAUAGGUGUAAUAUACAAGAGUUAAACGUGCAUUUCAUUAUUCUUAUGCUUGUGCAAAUUGCAAUUCUUGUUCUGGAAUUCCCACGUGGACAUACUUCUCUUCUAUUUGAAGUUAUUGUCAGUAAAACAUUAUGAACUUUUGCG